This is a messenger RNA of Erinaceus europaeus (western European hedgehog), 2831 nucleotides long. It is a transcript of the gene KCNJ14, whose product is annotated as potassium inwardly rectifying channel subfamily J member 14. Bases 184 to 1500 code for a protein of 438 amino acids. Gene Ontology annotation, molecular function: inward rectifier potassium channel activity. Gene Ontology annotation, biological process: potassium ion import across plasma membrane; regulation of monoatomic ion transmembrane transport. The record is from RefSeq and is a predicted model, not a curated record. Lineage: Eukaryota; Metazoa; Chordata; Mammalia; Eulipotyphla; Erinaceidae. The transcript has 3 exons. Gene Ontology annotation, cellular component: plasma membrane.
UGGAGGUCAGGUGCACGGUACAAGGCCCCUGGGGCCCGGACAGAGCACAGCCCCUCGCUCCUGCACGGUCUUCCCCUGGGCUUAGCAGACGAGCCCCUGGCGGAGGGCAUGGGGGUGGGCUGCCCCACCAGGCAGGGGGCGCCCGCCCCCCGCUAGGCCGAGGCGAGGCGGUGCCCCCGCCCAAUGGGCCUGGCCAGGGCCCUGCGCCGCCUGAGCGGCGCCCUGGAGUCGGGGGCCGGCCGGGCCGACGACGAGGAGGCGGCGGGGCCCGGGCUGUGCCGCAACGGCUGGGCGCCCGGCCCGUCGGGGGCGGCGGCGCGGCGGCGGCGCGGGCGCUUCGUCAAGAAGGACGGUCACUGCAACGUGCGCUUCGUCAACCUGGGCGGCCAGGGCGCGCGCUACCUGAGCGACCUGUUCACCACGUGCGUGGACGUGCGCUGGCGCUGGAUGUGCCUGCUCUUCUCCUGCUCCUUCCUCGCCUCCUGGCUGCUCUUCGGCCUGGCCUUCUGGCUCAUCGCCUCGCUGCACGGCGACCUGGCCGCGCCGCCGCCGCCCGCGCCCUGCUUCUCGCAGGUGGCCAGCUUUCUGGCCGCCUUUCUCUUCGCGCUCGAGACGCAGACGUCCAUCGGCUACGGCGUGCGCAGCGUCACCGAGGAGUGCCCGGCCGCCGUGGCCGCCGUCGUGCUGCAGUGCAUCGCCGGCUGCGUGCUCGACGCCUUCGUCGUGGGCGCCGUCAUGGCCAAGAUGGCCAAGCCCAAGAAGCGCAACGAGACGCUCGUCUUCAGCGAGAACGCCGUGGUGGCGCUGCGCGACCACCGCCUCUGCCUCAUGUGGCGCGUGGGCAACCUGCGUCGCAGUCACCUCGUCGAGGCCCACGUGCGGGCCCAGCUCUUGCAGCCUCGAGUGACCCCGGAGGGUGAGUACAUUCCACUGGACCACCAGGAUGUGGACGUGGGCUUUGACGGUGGCACUGACCGCAUCUUCCUGGUGUCUCCCAUCACCAUCGUGCACGAGAUCGACUCUGCCAGUCCUCUGUAUGAACUGGGCCGUGCGGAGCUGGCCCGGGCCGACUUUGAGCUGGUGGUUAUACUUGAGGGCAUGGUAGAGGCCACAGCAAUGACCACCCAGUGUCGCUCCUCCUACCUCCCUGGGGAGCUGCUCUGGGGCCACCGUUUCGAGCCAGUCCUCUUCCAGCGUGGCUCCCAGUACGAGGUGGACUACCGCCACUUCCACCGCACUUAUGAGGUCCCAGGAACGCCGGUGUGCAGCGCCAAGGAGCUGGACGAACGUGCGGAGCAGGCUUCCCACAGUCCCAAGUCGAGCUUCCCUGGCUCCCUGACUGCGUUUUGCUAUGAGAAUGAACUUGCUCUGAGCUGCUGCCAGGAGGAAGAAGAGGAAGAGGAAGCCAAGGAAGGGGACAGAGUAGAGGCUGAAGAUGGGGCUGCCAGCCCCCGAGUGCUCACACCCACCCUGACACUGACCCUGCCCCUGCCCCCAUGAUGCCAGUUGGGGUUCACUCACUCAUCCCUCCCCUUUCCCACUGCUAGCAAGGAGGAGAGAUUGGGGACUCUCCUGGGAAGGGGCCGUGUGUUACCAAAGACCAACAGGCCUGCAGGUAACUCAUUAGCUGGUCAGGUUUUGCCAUGCCUCAUGGUCUCACCAGGGGUAUAAUGGAGCUUAAUUUCUCUGUGUCCCAUGCUCUCUCAUAAGGCCCUUUCAUCACUCUGAUUCCUGAGUCUCACUGGAACAGAGAGAUCUGGAAUUCAGGAACACUCACGAAGCAAGGGCUGGUGCUUCUCUAGAGUUUUCUAUAUAGCUGCCUUGAGCUGUGGAGCAGGACCUGGAAUCAAUUUUAUUGACUCCCUCCAGGGGAGGAAGCCAGUGAUUCUGGAGUAGCUAGAAAGACCAAGAAUUUAAGGACGUAAGAUUCAAAGGACUGUUGUUUCUAGAGUCAGCCAACCAAGUAGUAAAUUGUGUUUCUCUAGACCACCAAAGGAGGGCGAGUUAUUGAAUGAAUGCUCUAUUCAAGACUCUUCAAGACUAUUGAGCGACCAGCAACAGAGAAUGUUGAUUACUAUUCAAGACUCUUGAGUGACCAGCGACAGAAUGUUGAUUCCAAGUCAAGAUCAAAAAAGUUCUGGAAUACCCAAGUUGAGAUUCUGUGAUUCUGGAUUGGCCCCAGAGGCAAGCUGGUGAUUUUAGGAACAGACUUGACUGAGAAACUACUCCAGAAACAAAAGAACUGUUUCUAGAAUGCACAAAAUGAUGGCAAGUCUGGAUCUAGAAGGAGGUGGGGUUCCUUGAUGUGUGAGAACACUGAACCACAGGCUGUAGACUCCAAUCAAGGAGAUACUCUGAGUGAUGCUGCUAAGUGAUCCAGAGGUGGUUUUCUAAGUGCCAUUCUAGAAUAUCCAAAGGACUCAAGAUCCUGUGGCCCUAGAUUGAUCUCGAGUCCAAGGGGGUGGGGUGGCAGCUCUAGAUGCCCAAGAUCUACUGGUUCUGGCUUGCUCCAGUGAAGUGGAGAAUCUUGAUGCUGAUUCUAGAUGCAUCUGUGAUUCUGACAUGCCAAAGGAAAUGGAGGCUCCAGGGAUUCAGAGUUGUCCAUUAAUUAUCAAAGCCUGAAAGCUCUAGGAGGCACUUUCAGGAUUUGAUCAGCAGCAUGUCUGGGCUAACCUAGCAGGUGAGAGCUCAAGGCAAACUCUGGGUAACAGGGCUAGUUAGUGGACAAGGGAGGGGAGAGGCCCGAGGCUGAGAGGUCUACAUGCUUGGAAUUGUACACCUAGUGACGUGUGUCUGCUUCUUAAAGGUGUUAUACAUGUGUGUAUCACAUA